CCACUUAAAAUGUCAAGGCGCAAAUACCCCCACACGUGAUUUAUAGGCAUGCUAAACCCCGUGACCGGGUCUGCCAAGAAACCGGUGGGGGACCGUAGGGUUGGAGGCUUCAGACCAGACCAGACCGCGGUCUGAGAAUUUGGGACCAGAUGGUCCGGUCUGAUCUAGGGGAACCGGUGGUCUAGGUUCCCCAUGACGCACCCUACGGAGAGUCAUGAUCGGUUUGCCAAGUCGGAGUUUGUACCAGCUAGCUGCUUCCCGUCCAAUUUCCUGCGAUCCCGUCGGAACCACAGAUAGUGGGAUGCCAUGUCUUAGUCGGCCCCCUACCCCGUACAUCACACAGGCACCCGUUGGUAUCGGGAAUCUUCUGUGCCAUCCCACUCCUACUCCCAUCGCGGGUAGUAGUAAGGUGUCUACCAUCCUGCUUUUCAUUGUGCAUUUUGGGUUCCAGCCGUACCGUGGUAUGCUUAACCCCUUACCAGCAAGCAGGUAAAGGAGUUUCACGCGAAGCAGGUGUGCGGUGGGAGAAUCCCGAGACAGGGCGGUGCGGUGGUGGAAGGGAAGCCUGGUGGUAGGGGGGGAUAUAAGAGGUGUGUACUCCCCAAGUUCUGGGGGGAGUUUAAAGGUCGUUGGGGGGCUGUGUAACGGGCUUCAUAUGCAGCGGGUGAUUUGGCUAAUUUAAUAUCUGGGCACCUACACCGUACGAAAGCAUCGCAGAAUCAUUGCUCCAUACUUCUCAAUGGCGUCGUCUGAUUCUUCUUCUGAUCCCUCCUCGGGCCCGUCCUCGGCUUCGUCGUCAAGUCUAUUCUCAACUCUUGCCUCUGUUCCGUCGUGGGGACCUGCUUCGUUUCUCUCCUCAGCUGUACCAUUUGGCCGCUCGUCUGGUUCUUCGACGCUUUACCCUACUCCCACCUCAAAGACAAAUCCAGACGCCUCGUCAGUUCCUUCUUCGGCUUCUCCCUCAACUCCUACCUCAGAUCCCACCGCGGACUGCCUCUCUGAACCCCCCACAGCUCCUUCCUCGGCUUCCCCCUCAGCUCUCCUCUCAAAUACCACCACAGACUGCUCCCCCUCUAGGCCCUCAGCGCCCUCCAUUGCUCCCGCUGCCCUCGCCACUCCUGCUCCUUUGGAUCCCUCCUCAGCCCCAACUACAUCCCCAGACCCUCCCACCGACCUCCCCCUCACCCGUGCCAACGCCCACCUCUUCGACGCCCUCGAAUCCCACACCUCCCAACAACUCCUCCUAACCGCCGUGCAAGUCCUCUGCAGCGACGCCGCAGUGCUAGUACGCACCAGUCCCGCGCGUGGAGAACAGUACCUCGCCAUCGCAACGGAGCUCGUGACUGCCUUUUUCGCGGCGGAGGGGGAGGAAAUCAGCGAGCCGCAUGAGGCGGCGAAUAAGAUUUUGAAGCUGGCGAGGAGGGAGAUGGAUAGGGUGGUUGUGGAAAUGGGGAGGACGGAGGAGGAGAGGAAAGCUGAGAGGGCGGCGGAAGAAGAGAGGAGAGAGGAGGAGAGGAAAGUGGAGAAGGAGAGGAAGAAGGAGGAGAGGAGGAUGUAUGAGGUUGCUAUGAGGGAGUUUAGGGAGGAGAAGAGGGUGGAGGAGAAGAGGGUGGAGGAGAAGAGGGUGGAGGAGAAGAGGGUGGAGGAGAAGAGGGUGGAGGAGAAGAGGGUGGAUGGAGACAAUAGGAUGGAGGAGGAAAAGAAGAUGGCACUUAGGGAGGCAAGGCUUGCGUAUGUGACAGACACGCAGAAGAGGAAGAUGGCGAAGAAGAAGGCGGAGAAGGAGAAGAGGGAGAAGGAGGAGGAGAGGAGGAUGAGGCUCCUGGAGGGGACGGGUGGGUGA
Molecule: messenger RNA, 1843 nt
Organism: Pseudogymnoascus destructans
Lineage: Eukaryota; Fungi; Ascomycota; Leotiomycetes; Thelebolales; Thelebolaceae
Exons: 1
Coding region: 740-1843 (367 amino acids)
Source: RefSeq, a predicted model, not a curated record